This is a messenger RNA of Betta splendens (Siamese fighting fish), 1598 nucleotides long. Its product is annotated as creatine kinase B-type. The record is from RefSeq and is a predicted model, not a curated record. Gene Ontology annotation, biological process: phosphocreatine biosynthetic process. The transcript is spliced from 8 exons. Gene Ontology annotation, molecular function: creatine kinase activity. Lineage: Eukaryota; Metazoa; Chordata; Actinopteri; Anabantiformes; Osphronemidae. Bases 252 to 1397 code for a protein of 381 amino acids.
CAGACAGGCAGACAGACAGGCAGCAGGGGGCACGGACCGUGGAGGUGCAGAGCCCGUCUGUCUGUCUGCAGUCUGUCUGCACCCGUCGACCUUGCAGACGUCCUGUCUGCAGGUGUUGCGCAGUCACCGGCAGCGGGGUCAUUCGUGAAUAGGCUGCUCGGAACAAACGGCCCUUUAAGCAAAUCCACCUUAAACCCAGUCCAGCCUGCGAAGCCGAUUAUCUGCAUCACGGUCAGCAGCCGAACGUCAACAUGCCUUUUGGAAACACCCACAACAAGAUGAAGCUGAACUUCUCCUCAGAGCAGGAGUACCCUGACCUCAGCCAGCACAACAACCACAUGGCCCAGGUGCUCACACCUGAAAUGUACGCCGACCUGCGGGACAAGGAGACGCCCAGCGGCUUCACCUUGGACGACGUCAUCCAGACUGGUGUUGACAACCCAGGACACCCGUUCAUCAUGACGGUGGGCUGCGUCGCUGGAGACGAGGAGACGUAUGAGGUGUUCAAAGACUUAAUGGACCCAGUGAUUGAAGCCCGUCAUGGAGGGUACAAACCAACAGAUAAACACAAGACAGAUCUGAACUCUGAAAGUCUACAGGGUGGAGAUGAUCUGGAUCCAAACUACGUCCUGAGUUCUCGUGUUCGGACAGGACGCAGCAUUCGUGGCUUUUGUCUGCCUCCGCACUGCAGCCGUGGGGAACGUCGUGCCAUUGAAAACCUCUCCAUUGAAAGUCUGGAUGCUUUAGAGGGAGACUUGAAGGGGCGAUACUACGCUCUGAAAAACAUGACCGAUGAAGAGCAGCAGCAGCUGAUCGAUGACCACUUUCUGUUCGACAAGCCCGUCUCCCCACUGCUGCUGGCGUCUGGCAUGGCCCGCGACUGGCCCGAUGGCCGCGGCAUCUGGCACAAUGACAACAAGACCUUCCUGGUCUGGGUGAACGAGGAGGAUCACCUGCGAGUCAUCAGUAUGCAGAAAGGAGGCAACAUGAGGGACGUGUUCACUCGCUUCUGCACCGGACUCACAAAGAUCGAGGAAUUAUUUAAGGAGCGAGGUCACGAGUUCAUGUGGAAUGAACACUUGGGCUACGUCCUCACCUGUCCAUCCAACCUGGGGACGGGACUGAGAGCUGGAGUCCACGUCAAACUACCAAACCUAAGCAAGCACGAAAAGUUUGGGGAGAUCUUGAAGAAGCUGAGGCUGCAGAAGAGAGGAACAGGUGGUGUGGACACAGCAGCAGUGGGUGGAGUCUUUGACAUAUCCAAUGCAGACCGUCUUGGCUUCUCUGAGGUGGAGUUGGUUCAGAUGGUGGUGGACGGAGUCAACCUGCUGGUAGACAUGGAGAAACGCCUGGAGGCCGGAGAGAACAUCGAUGACUUGAUGCCCGAGCAGAAGUGACCCUACCGCCGUCCCUGUUCUCACUCUCCUCCUCACCCACUCACUGUAACCAACCAGACCAUCCUGACACUACAGGAUGUUAGAGCUGCUCAGUUAGAUUUCUGACUUCCAAUAUGGAAGGAUUUUCUAUUUCCUGUCUCCAUCUGUUGGAUCCAUCUAACAUCUGAAAUAACCAAUAAAGUAUCUGUGGCCCCAAACAGA